This is a messenger RNA of Marmota flaviventris (yellow-bellied marmot), 4123 nucleotides long. The record is from RefSeq and is a predicted model, not a curated record. Lineage: Eukaryota; Metazoa; Chordata; Mammalia; Rodentia; Sciuridae.
AUGGCGGAGCCGGGCGACCAGGCUGAAGGGUCUCACCCGGAAGGCGGAUUGGCUUCUGGAGGAGAGGAGACACAGGAAACAGAAGUCCAAGCGGAAUCACCACCGCUAGAGAACAAUGACCAGAUAAGCAAACAGGCGGAGGGUGCCUCGGAAGAGCAAAUCACCACUGAAGGCGGAGGGGAAGUGGGAGGGGAAGGCUCAGAUGAGGAGGAAGUCGCUGAGGAUGAGGAAGAGUCCACGGAAGGACAAGUUGCUGUUGAAGAUAACGCCGAGGAGGAAGACCUGCCCGUUGGGGAAAUCGUACCCUUUUCUAAUGUGGAAGUCACAAUGGUUGAAAGACGAAUCAGCUCUGCACAGUCCAUUCAUUCAGAUGCCAACCUUCAGGAAGAGCCAGAAGAUGGAAAUGGCCCUGAACAUCUGCAGGAAAGCGUUGAAGAUUCCUAUCAAGAAGCCGUUGAGCCAUCUGAAUCAAAAGGGGCCAUCUCCAGAGAGCCCAGUCUGCAGCAAGUCGCAGGCCCAUCUGAGCAAACGGGCCCAGGUGCUUCUGAACCCACAGAGGACAGCUUGACGGAAGCACAGAAAGACGCCCCACAGAAGGCCUUUCCCAUGGGGACCCAACACCACGUCAGACUGAGCCUGGAGAACAUCGCAGAGGAGCUUCCCCAGAGCACCCAGGAGCCAGAGGAGGAGCCCCAGGCAGGACCUCGGGAGGAACCCCUGACGGCCUUCCUGGACCGGAUCCAACAACUGACCUCAGAGGAAGAGGCCCUGGAGGACAGAAUCGAGUCCGACGAGAGUGAAGAGGCUGAAGAAGAGGCAUCCCAACUGGUGGUUCUGGACCCUGAGCACCCUCUGAUGGUCAGGUUCCAGGCUGCCCUGAAGAGCUACCUUACCCGACAGAUAGACAAGUUGAGGCUGGAACUUCAAGAGCUGGUGCUGGCCACCAAGCAAAGCCACGCCCAGCGGCAGGAGCUGGGCGUCAAUCUCUAUGGAGUCCAGCAGCACCUAGCCCGCCUGCAGAUGCAGCUGGAGAAGAGCCAUGACCGCCACUCGGUGGCCGCGUGUGAGAGGAGGCAGCAGGAGGAGCAGCUGCGGGAGGCGCGCGCGCUCUACGACAAGACCAACGCGGCCGCCAACCAGGAGCGCAAAAAGCUGGCAGCCCUGCAGUUGGAGAUGGAGAGGUUGGCCCUGAAUCUCUUCUACAUGCAGAACGUGGACCAGGACGUGCGGGACGACAUCUGCGUGAUGAAGCAGGUGGUGAAGAAGGCCGAGGUGGAGCGCACUCGGGCGGAGGCAGAGAAGAGAAAGCAGGACCUGUUCGUGGACCAGCUCACCAUGCGGACCAGCCAGCUGGAAGACGACAUCUCUCUGUUCGAGGCGCAGUACCUUGCCCAAGCUGAGGACACCCAGACCUUAAGGAAAGCAGUGAGUGAGGCCUGCAUGGAGAUAGACGCCAUCAACAUGGAGAAGAAGCGCAUCCUGCAGCAGUGGUCCACCAGCCUGGUGGGCAUGAAGCACCGCAACGAGGCGCACCGCACCAUCACGGAGGCCCUCAGAGAAUGCCAGCACCAAGCCAAGUCCGUCGACAGCGAGCUGGAGGCCUACAAGAAGUCCAUCAUGAAGGAGGAAGAAAAGAAUGAGAAGCUGGCCAGCAUCCUGAGCCGGACAGAGACGGAGGCCACCCUGCUGAAGAAGCUGACCACACAGUGCCUGGCUAAGCACGAGCUUCUGCAGGAUGAGUUCAGCACCUACAGGCUCACCCUGCAGAACACAGAGGACGCCCUGAGCAAGGGCCACCAGGAGCAUGCAGCUGUUACACGCGAGCUGCAGAGUAUCCAGCAGACCACCCACCAGGAGCUGGACCUGCGGCACAGGAUGCACGCCUCCAUCCUGGACAAGCUGCAGGAGCACAUGACCUCCAACAAGACGACCAAGUCCUUCAGGCAGCUCCUGCUGAGGCUUCAGAAGAAGAAGACCAACAUGGUGACACAUCUUUCCAAACUCGAUGGUGACAUGGCUCAGGCCACCCUGGACAUCACCCACACCAACUGCAGGCUGGACAUGCAUCAGAGGGUGCUGGGCGAGCUGGACAAGGAGGUGAAGAGGGUGAACGACCUCAUCACCAACAGUGAGCACGAGAUCGCCCGGCGCACGAUCCUCAUCGAGAGGAAGCAGGGCCUCAUCAACUUCUUCAACAAGCAGCUGGAGCAGAUGGUCUCGGAGCUGGGGGGGGAAGAAUUAGGGCCCCUGGAGCUGGAAAUCAAAAGGCUGACCAAGCAGAUGGACGAGCACAAUGCCAGUGUCAACCAGGCCCAGGUGACCUGGCUCCGCCUGCAGCAGGAGCUGGUCAAGGUCACGCAGGAGCGGGAGGAGCAGGUGGCGGCCCUGGACAUGCUCAGGAAGGACAUCCGCAUCCUGGAGCAGAAGAAGCUUCGCACCGAGAACAAGAUUGAGCAAGAGAAGAAGGAGCAGAAGGAGAUCGAGCGCCACACGCGGGACUUGGACAACGACCUCAAGAAGCUCAACCUGCUCAUGAGCAAGAGUCGGGGCAGCUCCCAGGGGCUGCAGCAGGACAACCUGGUGGCCGAGGCGGAGUGCGUGCGCUCGCUGAAGGCCGCCGAGAGGGAGACCAUGGAGAUGCAGGAGAAGCUGCAGCGGCUCCAGGAGGACAAGGCCACCGUCCUCAACAGCCUGGUGGAGGCAGAACACCAGAUCAUGCUUUGGGAGAGAAAAAUCCAACUGGCAAAAGAGAUGCGCUCCUCGGUGGACUCUGAGACAGGACAGACGGAGAUUCGCACCAUGAAGGCCGAGAUCCACAGGAUGAAGGUCAAGCACGGGCAGCUGCUGAAGCAGCAGGAGAAGAUGAUCCACGACAUGGAGCUGGCCGUGGCCCGCAGGGAGACCAUCGUGACCCACGCCGAGGGGCAGAGCAAGAUGGACAAGAAGGCGGUCACCCGGACGGACUUCCGCCACAGGCAGAUGGAGCUGCGCAAGAAGAUCAGGGACGUGCACAAGGCCAACGAGGAGUGCACCAAGACCAUCUCAGAGCUGGAAGAGACUCAGAAACUCAUGAGCAGCUCCCUCCUUGAGAAGCAGGAAAAGCUGUCCAUGAUGCAGGCGGACUCCGACACGCUGGAGGCUGACCUCCGCCGGCUGGUGGCCCUCAAGCGACAGAACCUUUCGGAGAUUGUGGCCCUGCAGACUCGCCUCAAGCACCUGCAGGCUGUGAUUGACGGGAGGUACGUGUUCCUGUUCCGCUCAAAGAAAUCCCUGCUGAUGGAGCACAGGCGGCUGAAUGACCGGUUGGGCCUGCUCAGCACCAUCCUCACCCAUGUGCAGGAUGAGUACCCCCAGUUCCAGGAGGCCCUCAGCAAGGUUACCCAGAAGAUUGCCAGCAAGCUGGAGCCCACCUAGAAAGCUCAGGACUCCACCUUCCAAGGCCCACCCCUGAGGAAGACGGCCAGAAUUCUGUUUACCCUCAGGGGUCUUUCUGUGUUCCUAAAAAACAUGUGUGCCCCAGAAUGUCACUGUGUGAUGAAAUGGAGAGGCCGGCCUGCAGGAAUUAGUCCCCAGCUGCUCAGCAGCUUAAACCAAGUCCAACCCAGGGCUCCCUUGGUGCCUCCUGAGCCUGCUGGCUGCCUGUCUUCUGCUUCCUUUCUUGAGCUGAAUGGUCCAAGUGGAAGUCCAGCUUUAGCAACUCCCCCAUCUGCAGGAGCUUCCUGGAAUAUUGUCCCAGGUAUGGGGACGGGGGCAGGUAGGGCAGAGGGGACCCAUGGAGCAGGACUGGCCAGCCAGGCCAUGAAGGCCAUUUCAUUCCUACUCAGUGCUUCUGGCGGGGCACAUCUGGAAAUCCACCAAGCCCCCAAAGAACUUGGCCCCUUCUCCUGCCCCCACCUCCAGUGUAUGUACAAGUCAAGGCUCUCAGGACUUCCAAGGGAGGUGACCAGCAGGUCUGCCUGUCCCACGUCUGUCAGCCUCUCUCCAUCAUUAACCCUUUUUCCUGUGCCCUUGAAUUCUAUGCAUCAAUUACCUGUGGCUUCUCCAAAUCUGAAAAGGAAAAUGCUUGAUGAAAUAACUUCACUUUCAAAUUUUGCAGCUGAAGAAUAAAAACAUUCUUUCUGAA